Molecule: messenger RNA, 1850 nt
Organism: Impatiens glandulifera
Lineage: Eukaryota; Viridiplantae; Streptophyta; Magnoliopsida; Ericales; Balsaminaceae
Product: F-box only protein 6
Exons: 2
Coding region: 16-1566 (516 amino acids)
Molecular function (GO): protein binding
Source: RefSeq, a predicted model, not a curated record
AAUAAAAUGAUUUAGAUGGUUAAAAGGCAAAGUCGACGUGGAAAAGGAAGAGUGGGUAACUGGAGAAAGAAACGCACACGGACGGGAGAAGAGAGAGAGAGAGAGAGAGAGAGAGAGAGAAGAAGAAGAAGAAGGAAGAAGAAGAAAAGGGAAGGUCACACUGGCUUCGAUUGGGGCAUGGAAGAGCUGGCCAUGCUGAGGCAGUUCAUCGCUGAAGCACAGGAACUUUCCGAAAUCUACGGUUACGCCGUCUCAUCUUACAAUCUUCAUCUUCAACCGCCUCCGCUUCCGCCUCCUCUAUACGACAGAUGGUGCUUCGCCAAACCGAAUAAUGGCACUGCAGAUGACAGUGACUUUAGUUUCAUAAUGCAGAAUCAUCCAAAGCCUGCAACUUUUGAAAUGUUGGAACCGUGGAAGCCUGCACCUACCAAAAAAUCUAAGAAGGAACGGAGCAAGGGAAGAUCACAGAUUAUCAGUAGUUCAACUAAUGGCAUGGAUCCUGCGAUCUGGAAAGAAUUCCCUGAAGACCUCUUUGAAGCUGUUGUUGCAAGACUCCCUACUGCCACAUUCUGUCGAUUUCGUUCCGUUUGCCAAAAAUGGAAUUCAUUGCUGAAUUCUCAUAGUUUCUCGCAACAAUAUGAUCAAAUUCAGCCAACAUUGCCUUGGUUUUACACAAUCACCCAUGAUUGUUUGGUUUCAGGAGCCAUGUACGAUCCUUCCUCGAAAAAAUGGUACCAUCCUCCCCUUCCUGUAUUCCAAAAGAAGGUAAUCAUCUUGCCAGUAGCUUCUGCAGGUGGUCUCAUCUGUUUUGUGGAUAUUGGACAUAAGAGCUUCUAUUUAUUCAACCCGCUCACUGGAUCCUUGAAGGAACUACCUGCUAGAUCUUCUAUCAGGGUAUGGUCUCGAAUUGCAGUGGGCAUGACAUUAAACGGGAAAACAACAAAGGAAGGUUAUAAGAUCCUGUGGUUGUGUUGUGAUGGGGUUUACGAAGUGUACGACUCCAUAAAGAACUCGUGGGAUAGGCCCGGAACAAUGCCGUCAAGUGUUAAACUGCCUUUAUCCUUGAAUUUUAAGUCGCAGGCUGUUUGUGUAGAGGGUUGUGUUUACUUCAUGCGAUCGGAGCCUGAUGGAAUAGUGUCGUAUGAUAUGAGAAGUGGUGUGUGGAAGCAGUUUCUAUCCCCAUCCCCAAAUGAUCGAUUGAGCGAUCAAGCACUUGCGGAGUGUGGGGGGAAAAUCAUGCUUGUUGGUUUGCUUACAAAGAACGCAGUGACAUGCGUUUGUGUGUGGGAGCUGCAGAAGAUGACUCUUCUGUGGAAGGAGGUUGACAGAAUGCCAAACGAAUGGUGCUUGGAAUUUUACGGAAAGCACCUUAAGAUGAGUUGCUUAGGUAACAAAGGCCUGCUCUUGCUCUCGUUGAAGUCGAGACAAGUUUACCGCCUUGUUACUUACGAUAUCCUAAAGAAAGAAUGGUUGAAAGUUCCGGGGUGUGCAUUACCACAUGGCAGGAAACGUCAUUGGAUGGCUUGUGGCACUGCCUUUCAUCCCUGUAUUACUGCUUCAGCCUAAUCGCUCUUUCUUUCUUUCAUUUUCUUUUCUUUUCUUUUUUUCAUGCAUUUGUGAGGAGAGGCUAGACAUCUUCGAAGGUGUGGUUAGCUUACAUGGUGUUGAUGUUCAGCCCAAACUUUUCUACUACCUGCUGCUGCAUUACUGAUAAUCUUGCUUGCUUGUUUUCAUCUUUUGAGUACAAAUUUUAUGACUUUUUCUUUUAUUUAGAAAGAUUUAAUGUAUGUUUGCUUAUUCAUGAGAUCUUACUUAAGUAUUCAUAUGGGAUUAGUUAUGGUUCAUAAGGG